AUGGGCAUAAGAGGUUUAACAACAUUCAUCGAGAAUAGGUCUCACUUCUACUUGGAAAAUUACCAGCUUCACGAUACAAACCUCGUUAUAGAUGGGAAUUCAAUCGCCUGUCAGCUUUAUCGGCGCCACAACAAGUCCUUAAACGAUUCCUUUGGCGGCGACUACGACAGAUUCGCGGGAAUCAUCAACAACUUCUUCAAUACCCUUCAACGAUGUAACAUUACACCACUGAUUGUAUACGAUGGGGGCUACGAAACGAAAAAAGUCCACACGAUUAACAGUCGAAUGAAGAACAGAAUAAAAGCCGCCAAUCAGUUAAAUCCCACCAAUAGUUUUUCUGUAUUUCCGUUGUUCCAAAGGCAUGUAUUCGAAGAUGUGGUCGAACAGAGAGGAAUUAAAAGCGUCAGGUGUGAUUUCGAAGGCGAUACGGAAAUUACGAACAUUGCGAAAGCUUUGGACUGUCCGAUUUUGAGUUACGAUUCCGAUUUUUUCAUAUUCGAUGCCUUAUAUAUUCCUUUUUCGUAUUUCGAAAUAAGCGUAAAGUCGGCUAAUGAUGAAUCUGAUGUAGCCUACAAGUAUAUCAGCUGUAAAGUUUAUAAAGUUGACAAGUUUUUGAAAUCGUUCCCUGGAUUACAGAAGAGCUGUUUGCCAAUAUUGGCUGUACUUUUAGGCAACGAUUACGUAAAGAGAAGCGUUUUUGCAGUGUUUUAUCAAAAUUUAAAAAUGCAGACAUGCCGUGGAAGCGAAUCGAAUCAACAGAAAGUAAUAAAGUCGCUUUUAACUUGGCUGCAGAACGAGACGAUCGAAAGUGCCUUGUCGAAAGUGCUCGGGAGAUACUGUAAAGCCAAAAGACAGAAAAUUUUGAAGAAAAUAAAUGUUGCUAUAAAUGGUUAUAAUUCGUACGAGAGCAGGUACAUGCGUUAUUUAGAUGUAAAUGUCCCAAAAGCAGGCCCGUCCAAACAUAAAGUUGAUUUAUUAAGCAUCGAUAUUCCCGAUGAAGAUGAAGAAAUCGAAAACAACGAUGCACACCAAGAUCAAGACGAUGAUGUUUCAUCAGAGGAAGAUGAAAAUGUUAAUAUACCUUCCAAGUUUCAAGACAAAUUUAGACGUUGCAUUUAUCCAGCGUCAUUUAUGGAUAUUUUAGUGCGAAACAGAUACUAUUGUGUGCCUCAAGUCGAGAAUGUUGCAUUAGAAAAUUCACAUACUUAUUCCCAAGCGACUGCUAAGAAAAGAAGGAAAAAGAGAAAGAAAAGGGAGGAUCAACCGGAAAAUAUUGACGAUAUAAUGAAUAUUGACGAUCUUGAAUUAAAUUCAGAUGAUGAGGCUUCGUUCGAUCCCAACAAUUUAUUUAGUGUACUUAGAAAUAAUUAG
Phyllotreta striolata is the source of this 1371-nucleotide messenger RNA. NCBI's taxonomy places the organism in Eukaryota, Metazoa, Arthropoda, Insecta, Coleoptera, Chrysomelidae. The record is from the annotation of a GenBank genome assembly.